AUGUAUCUUCCUGAUCUUGUAAUUGCUGACCGAUUCCAGGAGGUUUUGUUGGAAAAAAUAAGAUCGCUUUUAAUUUCAAGGGAUGCUCCGCCUGUUUUUAAAGGAGAAAUUCUUGAAAUCUCGCAUCAUUUGAAGACUUAUCAAGUGGAAGUGCUUUCUAUCCUCCCUAACUGCAUGGCUUUAACAGCAUCGCACUGCAACUACUCAAAAGACUUGCAGAAAGAACUGGUUAUGCUGCUUGAAUUUAUUAAUACCAACGGCUUGUUCUUUUAUUCAUUUCCAAAAUCCGUGGUCAUUUUUGAGCAAGAGCCUAAUUUGCAAAAUUUACCGUACGCAAAAGGCGAUGCUUGCAUUGCUUCUGGAGUAUCCAGGGAUUCGUUUGCUGCUUUUCUCAACUCUAUCAAACUGGCUCUAUUUGCAGAUAAUCCAAUAGGGCUGAAAACCAAGGUUUUUUGCAUCGAGGGCCAUCCUGGAUCUGGUAAACGUUUACUGUUGCGAAACCUUGUGAAGGAACUUCCAAUUCCUUUUGUUGUGUCCGUUAAUUGCACAAGCUGGACCGCUUUGGAAGAGCUCGACGAUGUGAACAAAUCUUUGGAGUCCGUUCUGAAGCAAGUGAUAGCAAACACACCAUCAAUUGUUAAGAUGAUUCCAGGCGCUAUUCUUUUGUUUAUUGGCGGAUUCUCUGAUUUCGAUAUCCUUACCAGAGACGGUACAGUGGUCGAUACUCUUUCAUGCUGCCAAUUGGCAACAUAUUCUCAAAGGCUGUCGAUUUGUGAAAAUCUACUCGCUCCCCGAAAAAAAGAAAUCGUUUGCAAAUACCUUGCCGACCUGUGUAAAGUGAUUGAGCUUGCAUUUGGCUCUUAUUGUGGCCAGGGACUUUCAAAUGGAACUUUGGCCGAAGAGUUCUCAUCGCUAUCUAUUGAUGCCUGUUGCGAUCUUUCUAAAAUCGAUGAAGCUCUUCGACAUAUUCCUCCUUCUUUAAGUCAUGAGGUUUGA
Messenger RNA from Mitosporidium daphniae, 996 nucleotides. RefSeq lists its product as uncharacterized. The coding region runs from base 1 to 996 and encodes 331 amino acids. The transcript is spliced from 3 exons. The record is from RefSeq and is a predicted model, not a curated record. Lineage: Eukaryota; Fungi; Microsporidia.